Molecule: messenger RNA, 2450 nt
Organism: Pimephales promelas (fathead minnow)
Lineage: Eukaryota; Metazoa; Chordata; Actinopteri; Cypriniformes; Leuciscidae
Source: RefSeq, a predicted model, not a curated record
UCCUCACGAAGGACAGUGGUAUAUGCGGGGAGGAGAUUUACCACUCUCAGUAAUUUAUAUAUAUAAAAUCAUACAUUCCAAUUAAUCGUAUCAUUUUUAUAUUAGUAAAAUCCAACGAAAAUCAGGUCGUGGUUGUUUGAGAUAGUGAACAAAUAAAUAUCUCUGUGUGAAGUUAAAGCGAUAUAAUGGGCAUCUGGCAACCCAGUAAAGGUGAUGAGCUUUCGAUGUGAUACAGUUGUGGUGAGUGCAGCGUCGAGACGUCCAGAGUGUCGCAUUUUUAAGCGGUGAAUGGAACAGCUUAAGCGAAUGGCUCGUCUGUGCAUUGGUCCCCGACUACAAAGAGUUCUUGUGUAACCCAGUAAUCGUCUAUUGUGACGGAUCUACCAAACCAGGCCUGAUGGAUUCAGGUACUCAACGAGAGCUGCGUACAGCAGAUCCCAGCCUCCACUUGCUCCGUCACGGCCAGUCCUGAGUAUCGGGCGUUCACAUCAACACACUUUGCCCGACCUCACCAUCCCUUUAUCUGCUUCUUCCCCAUCCCACUCCUCCACUGGAUCCUCCACCGGCCCUCCCAUUUGCAACCGAAAUGAUCGGCAAGCUAAAGCAGAACUUACUAGUGGCCUGCCUGGUCAUCAGCUCCGUCACAGUCUUCUACUUGGGUAGGCACGCCAUGGAGUGCCACCACCGGAUAGAGGAGCGCAGCCAGCCACUGGUGAGCAGCCUGCGUACCACUCUGCGGACGGGCCAGAACCUCAGCAACCCCUUCAUCUACAAUAAAGACAUGCCUCUUAUAUUUAUCGGCGGCGUCCCUCGCAGCGGCACCACUCUAAUGAGGGCCAUGUUGGACGCUCACCCCGAUGUACGCUGUGGGGAAGAGACACGCGUCAUCCCGCGCAUCCUGGCCAUGAAGCAGAUGUGGAGCCGCUCCGGGCGGGAGAAAAUGCGUCUAGAUGAAGCUGGAGUGACGGAUGAGGUUUUGGACUCAGCCAUGCAAGCUUUCCUACUGGAGAUUAUUGUAAAACACGGAGAACCUGCCAACUUCCUAUGUAAUAAAGAUCCCUUUGCUCUUAAAUCACUCUCUUAUCUGGCUAAAAUCUUCCCUCAUGCUAAGUUCAUCCUCAUGGUCCGCGACGGCAGGGCCUCCGUCCACUCUAUGAUCUCCCGUAAGGUCACCAUUGCUGGCUUUGACUUGAGCAGCUACCGGGACUGCCUAACAAAAUGGAACCGGGCCAUUGAGACAAUGUACACACAGUGCCUGGAGGCAGCGGACAAGUGCCUUCCUAUGCACUACGAGCAGCUCGUUCUGCACCCAGAAAAGUGGAUGAGGACGCUUCUGAAAUUCCUGAAUAUUCCCUGGAAUGAUGCGGUUCUGCACCAUGAGGAGCUCAUUGGAAAAGUAGGAGGUGUUUCGCUCUCCAAGGUAGAGAGAUCUACAGACCAGGUGAUCAAGCCUGUCAACGUGGAGGCCUUAUCCAAGUGGGUGGGUAAGAUCCCCCCGGAUGUGCUGCGGGACAUGCCUGUCAUCGCCCCCAUGCUGGCCAGGCUCGGCUAUGAUCCCCACGCCAACCCUCCCAACUACGGCCGGCCUGACCCCCUUGUCCUGGACAACACAAGAAGGGUCUUUAAGGGUGAAUUUCAGCUACCUGAUUUUCUUAAAGAACAGACACAGCUUCAGAAGUCUCCAGAAAAGCCAAACCCAAGUUAGGAGAGAAGACGAGAGCUUUUUUAAUAGAAAGGCUGAGUAGAAGCAGAUGCCGUGGGACCAUGAUGGACUUGCGUCACCCCCGCUAUGCUGGGACCUCCAUGCAUGGAAACACUUAUAACACAGACACACACACACACACACACACACAGGCCUCUGGACUCAGAACACUCUUUGUAGGACAGUUUUGGCCUUUGAUGUUGUACUGUAACAAUUGUGGCCUAAGAAUGUCAUUGCUGUUCUGAAUUUUGUGUUUUCUUCUUUUAUGUUUUUUUUUUCUCACUGCUCUUUUAAUUUCUGUCAAUUUUCCUGGCUUCAUAAACCUGUGAUUCUGUUAUAAGAAAAUACAGUGGAUUUAAUUAGCAGCAAGGAAAUAUUUAUGGAGGACCUUUGGCUUUAGACGACGAUUUUUAAUGUUGGUUUUUACUUUCAUGCCUUCGUAAUGUGCAAUUCCUUGGGUACUGAAUGAUGUACAAGAAUUCAAUCUUGUGUAGAGGUAAACAUGCAUUUUGUUCUCUGCAUUUGCAUUGGAGUGACCUUAUGUACUUUGAGAAGAGCUGUAAUAAAUGAGCUGCCAGUGUUGAAUGGAAAAGGCUCAUUGACAUUUUCUCCAUUGGCAGAGAAACUCACAUCGGUGAUGUUGUUUUUACGAUUGUUAUUUUUGUACUUGUGUAAAUCAUAAUUAUGUACUCUUUUAUUUCUUUCAAUGAAAUAAAUCCCAUAGCGCUGUUGGCAGCCAAUUUGCUGA